Nestor notabilis (Kea) is the source of this 3646-nucleotide messenger RNA. RefSeq names its product trinucleotide repeat-containing gene 18 protein-like. The transcript is spliced from 13 exons. Lineage: Eukaryota; Metazoa; Chordata; Aves; Psittaciformes; Psittacidae. Gene Ontology annotation, molecular function: chromatin binding. The record is from RefSeq and is a predicted model, not a curated record. The annotation marks the transcript as partial.
AUUCUAGCUCAGAGGAGGACGAAGAGGAGGAUGAAGAGGAAGAGGAGGAGGCAGAGGACUAUGGGACAGACGGCACCGACAGGCUUUCAUCGCCUGCCCUUGAUGAGAGUGGCUUGGGCCUUCUAGCAAGGUUUGCUGCCAGUGCCAUGCCCAGCCCCAUCGUUCCUCCUCCACUCUCCAUCAUCCAGCUGGAGGCCAAGCAGAAGGCAAAGAAGAAGGAGGAGCGGCAGAGCCUGAUGGGGACAGAGUUUGAAUACACCGACUCAGAGAGUGAGAUCAAGAUCAGGAAGAAGUCUCCUUCAGGACUGCUGCGGGGUAAGAAGGGGCCGCUGGAGGCAAGCAGCAUCCCACCAAGCCAGGCCCCCAGCAGCCUCGACUCCGGAUCUGGGAACGCUGACAAGGCCAAGCUUGGGUCUGAGAAAGGCCGUAAGCUGAAGAAAUUCAAGUCCCCCAAGGACCUGAGCUUUGAGUUUGGGCUGGAGGCCAGCGAUGAUGACCUGUGGAACCGGCGCCGGAGCGAGCGCAUCUUCCUCCAUGACGCCACCAUGUCCUCAGCCAUGCUGACCCCUGCGGCGCCUGCCAGCUCCACUCCUGUCUCCAAGCCUGGGCGCUGUGGCAAGGGGGCACCCAUGAGCCCCAAAAAGGAGGGCAGCAAGGGGAAGGAGAGGAAGGAGCUAAGCAAGCGGAAGAAGGGUAAAGAAGCACCCUGCUGCUCCUCCUCCUCAUCCAUGUCUCCUCCUGGCAUCCCUAGCUCCCCAUCUGAUGUUCGUGUCAGCCUGGCGAGUGCCCUGGGCUCCACCAAGAAGAGCAAAGCUAAGGUGAAAGCCAAGGAGGUGAAAAAAGAGAACCGAGGGAAGGGAGGAGCUGUCAGCAAGCUCAUGGAGAGCAUGGCAGCAGAGGAGGAUUUUGAACCCAACCAAGACAGCAGCUUCUCAGAGGAUGAGAACAUCCCACUGAGCAUGCUGGUUGAGCGACCACCCACACCAGCUCCCCGCUCCUGCAUAAUCGACAAGGAUGAGCUGAAAGAUGGUCUGCGUGUCCUCAUCCCCAUGGAUGACAAGCUGCUCUAUGCUGGGCAUGUCAAGACUGUGCAUUCACCAGACAUAUACCGUGUGGUGGUGGAAGGCGAGAGGGGGAACCGUCCCCACAUCUACUGCCUGGAGCAGCUCUUGCAGGAAGCGAUCAUCGACGUGAAGCCUCCUUCUGUGCGAUUCCUGCCUGAGGGCACGAGGAUUGCAGCCUACUGGAGCCAACAGUACCGCUGCCUCUACCCAGGGACAGUUGUCCGAGGAGCCCUGGAUCUGGAGGAGGAUGGUGAUCUUAUCACAGUAGAGUUUGAUGAUGGGGACACAGGACGUAUCCCCCUGUCUCACAUUCGGCUUCUCCCACCUGACUACAAGAUCCAGUGUGCUGAGCCUUCCCCGGCCCUUUUGGUGCCGAGCACCAAGCGCCGUAGCCGUAAAUCCAGCAAAGACACUGGAGAAGGAAAAGAGGGAGCUACACUGGGGUCAGAGGAGCCUGUAUCAAAGGGCAAAGGACGAGGGAGAAAGCCAAGUGUCAAGGCGAAAGCUGAAGAGGCUGCCUUGCCAGAAGAGAAGGAUCAGGUUGAGUCUUCACCUGUGGCCUCCUCAGUCCCCGAGCAGCCAGCCUGCUUGGGCAAGCCAAGCAUGAAGGGGUCGCGAAAAUCACAACCGCUGCCGACUGGAGGAUCUCCUGCUCCCACAGAGGAAAAGAGGUCAAAAGCCAGCAAAAUGAAGAUCUCCACUAAGCUGCACAGCCCCCCCCAACCCACUUACCAGCCUGCUGUGUUUGGUAGCAUCCUCACCACAGAACCCUACAGCGACCUCCCCGGGACACUGGCUGCCUUCACCUCCAGCGAUGCUUCAACGUCAAAAACUAAGGCCAAGAAGGGACGGCCCACAGAAGAGACGCAGGAGUUUGCCACCAUGGUCAAGGCUCAGAGAAAGCAUGAGAACGAAAUCCUGAUCAAGCUGGACCAUGAGGGUGUGAUGUCUCCAAAGACAAAAAAGAUGAAGGAGGCGAUGAGGAUGCUGGAAGACUCGUCCCUGGCCAGUCGCAGGGAUGGCAAGAGUCUCUUGGGGCUGGGCUAUUCCCCUGCAGUGGGUGUGGAGGGCAAGCAGAAAUCUUCUCGAGCCAAAGCACCUGAGGGAGACCCUUCCCCUGCCAGCUUUGGAGGGAAGUUUGAUGGCUCAGCAGAGAGCCUCACUGCUUCGAAGGACCAGGAGGAAAAGGCAGCCGCUCCAGCAGCCAUGGAGGAGUCUGAGAGCAACAGCAGUGACAGCAGCUCGGAGUCAGAGGGAGAAGAGGAGACUGAGAAGAACCGAGGGGAAGCCCAGGACAGCAGCUCAACCAGCUCAAGAGCAUCCACACCCCUUUCCUCCUCCAACUCCUCUUCCUCUUCCUCUUCUAGCAGCAGCUCCUCUUCCUCCUCCUCUUCUUCCUCCUCUUCAGCCUCAUCAACCUCUUCUUCAUCGAGCUCCAGCUCUUCCUCCUCCUCCACCACGGAUGAAGAUUCCUCCUGUAGCUCUGAUGAUGAAGUAGCUGAAGCCCAGGCAAGUUCCUCGGUGCAGCAAACCCUCCCACCCAAGCAAACCAAGCAGGCAGGGAAAUCCCGUGCGUCCUCCCACCCGCAGAGCCAGAAGCAGCCGGCACAGCAGCCGGCGCAGCAGCAGAGUGGCAACAAGAGCAGGCCCAAGAAGCGUGAGGGCAUCCACCUGCCCACCACCAAGGAGCUUGCCAAGCGCCAGCGCCUGCCUUCCGUGGAGAACAGGCCCAAGAUCGCUGCGUUCCUCCCCGCACGGCAGCUCUGGAAGUGGUUUGGGAAACCCACACAGAGACGAGGAAUGAAAGGGAAGGCCAGGAAGCUCUUCUACAAGGCCAUCGUCCGGGGCAAGGAGAUCAUCCGCAUUGGAGACUGUGCAGUGUUCCUCUCAGCCGGCCGCCCCAACCUGCCCUACAUUGGCCGCAUCCAGAGCAUGUGGGAGUCGUGGGGGAACAACAUGGUGGUCCGGGUCAAAUGGUUUUAUCACCCAGAAGAAACCAACCCUGGGAAGAAGCUCAACGAAGGCAAGCGCUGGGAUCAGAAAUCGGGCAGGAGUCUGUCCACAGCUUUGCAGGCAUCCAACCAGAGGAAGGACUUUAUGGAGCGAGCUCUCUACCAGUCCUCUCACGUGGAUGAAAACGAUGUCCAGACCAUCUCACACAAGUGUCUUGUUGUUGGUCUGGAUCAAUACGAGCAGAUGCUAAAGACAAAGAAAUACCAAGACAGUGAGGACCUCUACUACCUUGCAGGGACCUACGAGCCCACUACGGGCAUGAUCUUCAACACCGACGGGGUCCCCGUCAUCUGCUGACCGCCCAGGGGACACGUGCCACCCCCUGGAAAGGGACGGGACAAACCUGAGGACGUGCCUGUUCAGACGACAUGAUUGUUUCUUUCAAUGCUCAUGAAUUCUGUGUCACACUACAGACAGGAGAGCGCAAGAGACACGAGGAGGAAGGAGAGGGCUGAAGGAAAGGGGUUGGGGAAGCAGUUUCAGGACUUGAGGAAGAUGCUGUUGGGAGGUGGUGGUGCUUGAACCCCAAGGCUCUUCUGGAAGUGGCUUUAAGUAAGGUGACACUUGAC